UUUUUUUUUGGCUCACAACAUUUUCUCCGAUCGGAGGAAAACUUCAACGGAUUGGUAUUUGACUGUAUGAGUUCCUGAUGUGAUUCCUCGAGCGUUGUAUUUCUCUCUCUCUUUUUCAAUAUCGUCUUCAAUACCGUCUCGAAUUUCAAAAUAGAUGAUUCGACUUACUUCAUUGGAAGGAUCGAGGAGGAUUUGGGUACCAAUCUUUUGAUCCGACCAAACGUUGGUGAGUGUUAUGGGGUCGUUUUCGUUUUGGAAGUAAGAGCUGAUGUUCAUCCAUGGAUUCUAUUUGCUUCUCCCAAGUUCCUUAGUCAAUGUCUUUGUGUUUUUUUUUUGUUGGAAUAUUAAACUGUUAAUGAAUUUCUUAUGGUUGCGAAAUAUUAUCCAGCCUGAUCACAGUCUUGUUAAGAGUGUCUUCAUAUUAGUAGAAUGAGUAAAAGAAGAACAGACAAUGACACCGAGUCGGGAACAGCCACUCCGCUGGAUAGAUUCGGGUUCCUCAAGCAAGAACAUGCCAUUUCUCCUGAUCGUUUCAGCAAGGCUAGAACAACUGCAUCAUCCACUGACCAUGACAGAGAGGAGAGAAAGGUGAGGAAAUGGAGGAAGAUGAUUGGGGUUGGAGGCAGUGACUGGAAGCAUUACGUUAGAAGGAAACCUAAUGUUGUCAAAAGGCGUAUACGUAAAGGCAUCCCUGAUUGUUUAAGAGGUCUUGUUUGGCAGUUAAUCUCUGGUAGCCGUGACCUUUUGCUUAUGAAUCCUGGUGUUUAUGAGCAAUUGGUGAUUUAUGAGACAUCGGCAUCAGAACUUGAUAUCAUCCGAGACAUAUCUCGUACUUUCCCAUCCCAUGUUUUCUUUCAGAAGCGACAUGGACCUGGACAAAGAUCCCUCUACAAUGUCCUUAAGGCCUACUCUGUUUAUGACAGAGAUGUUGGAUAUGUUCAGGGGAUGGGUUUUAUAGCCGGUCUGUUGCUUCUCUAUAUGAGCGAAGAAGAUGCCUUCUGGUUAUUAGUUGCAUUACUCAAAGGAGCUGUUCAUGCUCCAAUGGAAGGAUUGUAUCAUGCAGGGCUUCCUCUUGUACAGCAAUACCUGUUUCAGUUAGAAAGCUUGGUAAAGGAGCUAAUUCCAAAGCUGGGAGAACAUUUUACCCAAGAGAUGAUCAAUCCGAGUAUGUAUGCAAGUCAGUGGUUCAUCACCGUCUUCUCUUAUUCAUUUCCUUUCCCUUUGGCUCUUCGGAUAUGGGAUGUGUUUCUCUCUGAGGGAGUUAAAAUUGUGUUCAAAGUGGGCUUAGCUUUGUUGAAGUAUUGCCAAGAUGAGCUGGUAAAGUUACCGUUUGAGAAACUGAUACAUGCUCUGAAAACUUUCCCUGAAGAUGCAAUGAAUCCGGAUACCUUGCUUCCAUUGGCCUACCCCAUUAAGGUAUCAAAGCGUUUGGAAGAACUGAAAGUGGACUAUGAGAAGACUAUUGCCAAACCUGUUCAACCAUAAGAAAACGGGUUAGGCUAAUAACAUGUACACAUGCGACUGGGAUUCGAAUUCUUUAAUCAUCUCUUAUCUUUAUCUUGUUGGAAUGUAUUCUUUCUAUCAUCAUUUUGGUCAAGUUGGGUGGGAAUCUUGUUAGCAACUUCUGGGAAAGAAGAAGGUAUAUAUGCCCCAGCUUUGUGUAGAUAGAUAUACUGACUUGUGCUUUGUAUUAAAAAAAUCUCGUUAUUAUUAAUGUGAAAGGUAUGUUUUAAAUC
This is a messenger RNA of Raphanus sativus (radish), 1736 nucleotides long. RefSeq lists its product as uncharacterized. Lineage: Eukaryota; Viridiplantae; Streptophyta; Magnoliopsida; Brassicales; Brassicaceae. Bases 430 to 1485 code for a protein of 351 amino acids. The record is from RefSeq and is a predicted model, not a curated record. The transcript has 8 exons.